Molecule: messenger RNA, 1008 nt
Organism: Penicillium verhagenii
Lineage: Eukaryota; Fungi; Ascomycota; Eurotiomycetes; Eurotiales; Aspergillaceae
Product: TMEM199/VMA12 family protein
Exons: 2
Coding region: 1-1008 (335 amino acids)
Biological process (GO): vacuolar proton-transporting V-type ATPase complex assembly
Cellular component (GO): endomembrane system
Source: RefSeq, a predicted model, not a curated record
AUGAAUACCAAACUUCUCUACGAUGACAAGCACAUAAUUCCAAUGGUUCUCUUGGUUGCAACGGAUCGCAUUCUGGCGGCUUUGGAAGCCGUUCCAAUUUCCCACCGAAAAGAUCUCGACCUCCCUACCACGCUGGAUCUCCAGGGGCCAAUUGCACACAGCCAGCUCCUUCGCCUCUCUAAACACCUCCAGAAUGAUGCCGAAUACAAUGCCACGGAUGGCGGGAUAUCAAUGAAUAGCCCUACAAUUCUUAGCGCUCUUCUGCGCGGUACAAAAGUAUAUGUACCACCUCCACCUAGAAAACCUGAACCUUCUCCGGGCCGGAGUCCACACCCAAAGCCAAAACACAUUAUACUAAUAAAGCAGACCGCCGAGUAUCUCGCCUCAAAAGCUCGUCUUCAAGCACUGGCCGAUAAACAAGCCUAUCAACGCCUUUUAAACCCAACCUACACACCGAACGCCGACCAUGCCGACCCACACGCAACGAAGUCCGAUGGAAGCCCAUACAGCGAAGACACACUCACCCCUUCCCUAGUGCUGAAUAUCUUCCUCUCAACCCUCAUCACCGGAUUCGCUGUUUACUGGGCUCUAACCAGCUUCGGCAUGCCAGGUAUUCUGGCGUCGAUAUUCUCAUCAUUAACGGGUCCGACUGUGGAUGGGAUGGAGCCUCGGGAUGCUGUUGGCGCGUCGGAGGCUGUGCGGGUACUUUUAUCUUUCUUUGCGGCAUUGGCUGUUGCCAUUGCGGAGUCGGUUCUGUAUGCUGUUUAUCUUGGAAAGGUUGUUGAGGCUAGGACCAAGGAGAGGAGGCUGAAGGAGAAGAAAAUCGUUAUUGGGCUCGUGAAGGGAGAUGACGAUGGCGAUGAUGGCGAUGAUGGCGAUGAUGGCGAUGAAGUAAUGAUGGGUGCUGCUGGCGAGAAAGAGAAGAUUUGGGGGAAGGGAGUCAAUGGUGGCGUAAGGAGGAGGAUAAGGGAGAAAUGGGAGAAAGAGCAAGAUCAGACGGAAAACUAA